Molecule: messenger RNA, 2226 nt
Organism: Musa acuminata subsp. malaccensis (wild Malaysian banana)
Lineage: Eukaryota; Viridiplantae; Streptophyta; Magnoliopsida; Zingiberales; Musaceae
Product: IQ domain-containing protein IQM1-like
Source: RefSeq, a predicted model, not a curated record
UCAUUCCCUUCUCUCUCUUGCACAAGCUGUUGGAUGAAGCUGAAGGCAGGGGAGGCCAAGGCUGAGAUCUGAAUCACACUGCUGUUGUCAUUAACUUUGUUGAUUCUGAAGAAAUUUGUGAUAUAGAAUCUCUUCCACCUACUUUCAACAUGGGGUUAACAUGCCCUGGAGCUGGCUAUGAUUCUAUAAAUGAUAGCUUGCAAUCUCUCCUUGUGCAAUCUGUCAGUUUAGAUAACAAUGUGAGAUCGACUCUGCGGUCCAUCAGCUUCAAUGGCCGAGACUCUGAGCCUGCUAAACUCAAGGCUUUUGGCUCAGGCAAGUUUCUAAUUAAAGAAUCUCUGAGCUUUAAUGGAAGGGAAAUGGAUCCUUUCAACUCGGACACCAAAAUCUCAAUAGAAAGUCCGACCUUUGCACCGGAUAAAUCCACAAAGUCUGAUGUUCCCAAAACCUUGAGGUUUAGUCCUUUGGGGAAGAGGCCCUCGGAGUCAACUUUGAUCAAACCUGACAGCCCAAAGCAUGAAGCCGCGGUGAAGUUACAGAAGGUCUACAAAAGCUUUCGGACAAGAAGACAGCUCGCGGAUUGUGCCGUCCUUGUAGACCAGCGCUGGUGGAAGUUGAUAGAUUAUGCACUGCUCAAGCGAAGCUCUGUGUCUUUUUUUGACAUUGAGAAACCAGAAUCAGCAAUCUCACGGUGGUCCAGGGCGAGAACCAGGGCCGCAAAGGUUGGAAAGGGUUUAUCAAAGGAUGAGAAAGCUCAGAAACUUGCUUUGCAGCACUGGCUAGAGGCAAUUGAUCCUCGGCAUCGUUAUGGUCACAACCUGCAAUUCUACUAUGAUUGUUGGCUUCAAUGCGAAAGCAUGGAACCCUUCUUCUACUGGCUUGAUGUCGGAGAAGGUAAGGAGGUCAGCCUUGAACACAAGUGCUCUCGAUCAAAACUUCAACAACAAUGUAUCAAGUAUCUUGGCCCAAAAGAAAGGGAAGCCUAUGAAGUUGAAAUCGAAGAUGGAAAAUUCGUGUACAGGCAGAGCAGGCAACUCCUAGACACAUCUAAUUGUCCAAAAGGUGCCAAGUGGAUUUUUGUCUUAAGCACAUCAAAGAAAUUAUAUGUCGGUCAGAAGAAAAAAGGCACAUUUCAGCACUCUAGUUUUCUUGCUGGAGGGGCUACUUCUGCUGCUGGUCGAUUGGUUGUAGAAAACGGAGCGCUGAAGGCUGUGUGGCCUCAUAGCGGGCAUUAUCGCCCAACACAAGAGAACUUCCAGGAAUUCAUGAGCUUUCUUCAGGAAAACAAUGUAGAUCUUACUGAUGUUAAGAAAAGUCCAACUGAAGAGGAUGAUGAACUCUACAAUAGAUUGAGACACAACCGCUCUGAACUAAACUUGGCCGAAAGAAAUGCCUCUGUCAAGCCUGAAAUUGGAGUAGAUUUAUCCCAUGCUUCCAGUGGGAAAACAAGCAGCAACGCAGAAGCAGACACCUCAUCAUCUGAGGCAUUUGAGGGAACGAACAUUAGUUGUUCUCUAGCCAAUCCAAAAUUAGGGGGUAAAGAAAAUUCAGAGAAAUCACUUGACAUGCAGCUACACUGCAGUCUCCACAAUUUCUGCAAGCAGAUAGUUGUUAAAGACAAUGAAGAGAGUGAAGAUGAGGAUGAUGAGGAUAGAGGCAGUAUCAGACAACCUAAAAGGGUUAGGUUAGAUGGGAAAAAUGAAGUAUCCGAGGAUUCAUCAAAUUCCGAUAAACACUACAUUUUGCGAAAAAAGAACCUCUUUCUUGAGGAACAAGAAGAGGAUGAAGAAACCAUUGUACCAUCAGAACUGAUACUCCGAAGGUUAAAUUCAAUGAAUGGCAUCAAAUCAUAUCAGUUGGGGAAGCAGCUCUCUUUCAAGUGGACAACAGGUGCAGGGCCUCGAAUCGGGUGUGUGCGGGACUAUCCCUUGGAGCUUCAGUUCCGUGCUCUAGAACAAGUCAAUUUAUCACCAAAAAGUCCUACAAUGUGUAGAUUUUCCUCGCCACGAAUCACAAAAUGCCAGAGUCCGAAGUCGGAGGAAGCAUCUCUGUAGAAGGCUGCGGCAGCGAUCACACAAACCUGACAAAGUUAGACAAAGAAACCAAUUACUUAGAAUCACUGUUUGUACGUAUAUAAAAGAUGAUGAGUAUUCAAUUCAUUUAUUUUGUAGAUCUUAUAGAGAAAUUCAAAUACCUCACUUAAAACUGUAUCAAAAUUUUGAUGGA